Messenger RNA from Daphnia pulicaria, 739 nucleotides. RefSeq names its product NADH dehydrogenase [ubiquinone] 1 alpha subcomplex subunit 8-like (gene ND-19). Gene Ontology annotation, biological process: mitochondrial electron transport, NADH to ubiquinone. The transcript has 3 exons. Bases 150 to 665 code for a protein of 171 amino acids. Lineage: Eukaryota; Metazoa; Arthropoda; Branchiopoda; Diplostraca; Daphniidae. The record is from RefSeq and is a predicted model, not a curated record.
GAUGGCGUUGCGAUGAACAGCUGAGAGCAACAGCUGACGAGUUGAGACUCUUGACUUGUAGAGAAUAAACGAUUUAUUCAACUGUAAAUUUAAAUAUUUUACUUUCCCUCUGCGUCUUAAUUGUGAGACAAAUAUUUCACGCUACAGUAAUGGUUUUAACUAAAGAAAUAACCAUUCCGAGUGAAGAAGAAUUAACAGUUCAAGAAGUAGAAAUUAGUACCCCAGGACUGAGGGCUGCAUCUUUUCAUAUGGGCAAAGCAUGUGAAAAUGUUAACAAUGAAUUUAUGCUUUGCCGUCAAGAAUGUCAGGAUCCUCGUAAAUGUCUGAAUGAAGGAAAAGCUGUUACUGCCUGUUCCCUUGAUUUUUUUCGCAAGAUUAAAAAGAAUUGUGCAGUUGAGUUCACACAAUUUGCAAAUUGUUUGGAUCGCUCAAGUCCUGAUUUCAGCUUUAAACCGUGUAGAAAAACACAAGCAGUCUUUGACAAGUGUAUGCUUGAUAACUUGAAAAUCGAACGUCCGUAUUUUGGUUACUUUUCUGAAGUAAAAGUUCAUCACACAGAGAGACCAAGACCUGAAGUGAAAAAGCAAGAAUAUCCGGACGCGCCACUACCAGUCCCUGAUGAUUUACCCUUGCAACCAGCUAAGUUUGGCAAGCGUUCACUCUAAUAGAAUAUACCCCAAUACAAAGAUAUGUAUUGAAAAGUAGGAAGACUUGUAAUACAUGAAUGUAAUGAAGACAA